Molecule: messenger RNA, 1499 nt
Organism: Tachysurus fulvidraco (yellow catfish)
Lineage: Eukaryota; Metazoa; Chordata; Actinopteri; Siluriformes; Bagridae
Gene: tacr3l
Product: tachykinin receptor 3-like
Exons: 5
Coding region: 194-1372 (392 amino acids)
Biological process (GO): positive regulation of flagellated sperm motility; G protein-coupled receptor signaling pathway
Cellular component (GO): plasma membrane; sperm midpiece
Molecular function (GO): tachykinin receptor activity
Source: RefSeq, a predicted model, not a curated record
CACACAGGUGCGCGCGCGCAGACACACAGACACACACACAACAAACGCGCACGGCACGCGCAUCAGUGUCUCCCGUUAAGCUCGUGAGCGUCUUUUCUCCCGGAACCAGAAUGGCACUGAGACUAAUGUUUAAUUCCUAAUACACACUUUUGUUCCUGUUUCCUCUCACGGUUCCGUGUCGCUGCACUUAUCCAUGGCCUCGAACGUGACGCGCAACUGGACCAAUCAGUUCGCUCAGCCGCCGUGGCGCGUGGCUCUGUGGUCGGUGGCGUACAGCUCCAUCCUGACGGUGGCCGUGUUCGGGAACCUGGUGGUCAUGUGGAUCAUUGUGGCUCACCGCAGGAUGCGGACCGUCACUAACUACUUCCUGCUGAACCUCGCCUUCUCCGACGCCUCCAUGGCCGCGUUUAACACGCUCAUUAACUUCAUUUACGCAGCGCACGGGGACUGGUACUUCGGAGAGGCGUACUGCAAGUUCCACAACUUCUUCCCGGUCACCUCGGUGUUCGCCAGCAUCUACUCCAUGACCGCCAUCUCUGUGGACAGGUACAUGGCCAUCAUCCAUCCUCUGAAGCCCAGACUAUCAGCCACAGCCACUAAAGUGGUCAUUGUGUGUAUUUGGGUUCUCGCUGUGGUUCUGGCAUUUCCUCUCUGCUUCUACUCCACCAUCAGGAGUCUACCACGAAGAACGAUCUGCUAUGUUGCUUGGCCAAGACCAGCUGAAGAUUCUCUAAUGUACCACGCCAUAGUGUCUGUGCUGGUCUACAUGCUGCCCCUAGUGGUGAUUGGAAUUGCUUACACCAUAAUCGGAGUGACGUUGUGGGGAAGUGAAAUUCCAGGAGAUUCGUCAGACAACUAUCACGGUCAGCUCCGCGCCAAGAGGAAGGUGGUGAAGAUGAUGAUUGUGGUAGUGGUGACCUUUGCCCUUUGCUGGCUGCCCUAUCACAUCUACUUUAUUGUCACUGGACUGAACAAACAGUUAAAUAAGAGGAAGUCAAUUCAGCAGGUUUAUCUCUCAGUGAUGUGGCUGGCCAUGAGCUCCACCAUGUACAACCCCAUCAUCUACUGCUGCCUCAACAACAGGUUCAGAGCAGGCUUCAAAAGGGCUUUCCGGUGGUGUCCUUUCAUCCGAGUAUCGAGUUAUGACGAGUUGGAGCUGCGUACAGCGCGACUCCACCCACGUAACCGCAGUAGCAUGUGCACGUUAUCCCGCGUCGACACCAGCGUCCUUGGAGACGACCCUCGCCAUGGCGACUGCAAGAGCACCAAGUCUCUGAACCACAGCGAGAUCAUUGGCUCGAAAGCGAGUCCUCCUCCAACCAAAUACGGCCUGUACACCGACACGGCCUCCACCUCCAAACACUUCGACUGAUGGCCAACACUCUAACAUAUUAGCUGCAGAGUUCUGUGUGUGAUUUAAUCUUUCUGAAAGCACUGAACCUCCUGGAACCAGGUCAGAAUUCAUGACGCCAUCAUGGUGAAGUAAAAUGUUCCAUAAU